AUGGCAGAAUUAAGAAAUUUGCUCAUCUCGCAAGUUGAAACAAUCGACUCGAUAAAGCGAGUUCUCGUUAACUUCAAGAAAUUAGCGAAAGCUAAUGUUACAUUAGCAAAGACGCAGGGGCGUCUUGCAACGCUGGAAACGCUUUGGACUUCCUGUCGAGGGCUACACGUCAAGCUGCUGCAAGCCACAACUUCGGAGGAGCAGAAGACUGUCUCGUAUUUCCUGAAUGGAGACUUCCUGAGCGCCGAGGAGAUCUACCACGACACGGCCGACCUCCUUCGCGAUACGAUAAGUCGAUUCUCAAUUAAUCAAUCUCCGUUGUUAGAACACAGUACUGAUUCUUCAAUUCGCGAGGGCAUUCAUAAUCACAAUUUUCAGUUGCCACGGAUCUCACUUCCGAAGUUUUCGGGCAAGUUCUCCGAAUGGGAGAGUUUUAAAAAUACUUUCGAGUCUCUUGUCGCGAGUAAUGAUUCUCUCUCGAACACGCAGAAAUUUCAUUACCUCAAAACGAGCGUCAUCAGUGACGCUGCCUCGAUUAUUAGUAAUUUAAAGAUUUCCGACGCUAAUUAUGAGUCCGUCUGGCAGUUGUUGAUUGACGAGUAUGAUGAUCAACUUACGUUGAUCCAUACUCACAUUCACGCCUUCAUGUGCCUACCGACAAUGAAGACGGAAAACGUCGCGGAAAUGCGAAAGUUGAGAGAUACCGUGUCCGCAUCUCUAGCGGCUCUCACUAAUCUAAAGCGGCCGGUACGCGAUCGCGAGCUUCCUUCGUACAAGGAUAUUCAUGAAUUCCUCACGCUUCGAAUACGAGGUCUGUCGGACUUCUCCGACAAUCCUAAAGUAAUCGUCAAUUCUAAGAGUGACAAAACGCAGUCCUCCGUUCAUAAUCUUUCCGCGAUUAAGUGCAUUUGCUGUUCCGGCAGUCAUUCGCGGCAUGCCAUCGCGCGACAGAAUCGGGUCUGCUUCAAUUGUUUGCGAGCGGGACAUUUCACGCCGAAAUGCUCGAGCAAAAUUCGAUGCGCUCAUUGUCAACGCUCUCAUAACACAUUGUUACACAAUGAGAGUGAUCAAAAUAAGGACACAGCGGAAAAUUCCCGUUUAUCGAAUUCGAGCGUUAAUGCGUCUACUACCACGAGUAAGACUGUCGUAGUCGGCGACGCCGCCGUCGCCAGCGUGCAAACUCUCAAACCUUAG
Nylanderia fulva is the source of this 1194-nucleotide messenger RNA. Lineage: Eukaryota; Metazoa; Arthropoda; Insecta; Hymenoptera; Formicidae. The record is from RefSeq and is a predicted model, not a curated record.